This is a messenger RNA of Penicillium longicatenatum, 1047 nucleotides long. RefSeq lists its product as uncharacterized. Gene Ontology annotation, biological process: catechol-containing compound metabolic process. NCBI's taxonomy places the organism in Eukaryota, Fungi, Ascomycota, Eurotiomycetes, Eurotiales, Aspergillaceae. Gene Ontology annotation, molecular function: catechol 1,2-dioxygenase activity; ferric iron binding. The record is from RefSeq and is a predicted model, not a curated record. Bases 1 to 1047 code for a protein of 348 amino acids. The transcript is spliced from 3 exons.
AUGUCGGAACCCUCUGCCAAUGGUAUCGGAGCCGCUGGUCUCAAUGGAAUUAGCGACCGCACACGAGCCAAAUGGGCUGCAGGCUCCCCUGAAGAUAUCGCAGCUCGACUCCCCCCAAUGCUCGACUUGACCAUCGAGAAUAUCACCGAAAAUGUGAUGCAAAUUAACUCAAUGUGCGACAACCCUCGAAUGAUGUAUCUCAUCACAAAGCUAGUCAAAGCCUCGCACGACUACGUGCGAGACGUGAAUCUGCAAUUCGACGAGUGGGAGCAAGCUUGGCAGUUCCUCACGCGCGUCGGUCAGAUUUCAACCGAUGUUCGGCACGAGUUUGUUCUCCUGUCUGAUAUCCUGGGUAUCUCGGCUCUGGUAGACGCGCUAUCAUACCCUGCCGUCCCAGGCGCGACCGAGUCUUCGGUUUUGGGUCCAUUCCACGAUGAGGAGGCUCAUUGUUUUGAAAACGGGGAAUCUAUUACUUCCGAUGGAACCCCUGGCGAGCCUACUAUUGUCCGUGGUUCUGUUCGCGACAUCGAAGGCAAUUUCGUUCCUAAAGCCCUGAUCGAUGUUUGGGAGACCGAUGGUAACGGAGUAUAUGACCUCGAGUAUGACGGUAGCCAAGACCCGAACUGUCGUGGAAAGAUAUUUACGGAUGCCAAGGGUCAAUAUCUUUUCAAAUGUGUCAAGCCUGUUGCGUACCCGAUCUCGAAUGAUGGCCCGGUCGGAGAGCUCCUGCGCAAGCUGAGGAGACACUGGUACCGACCAGCGCAUAUGCACUUCAUGGUCAUGCACCCUGAAUACACCAAGUUGAUCACGGCACUAUAUUCCCGGGACAGCAACUUCGUCGAAAGCGAUGCUGUUUUCGGCGUCAAGAAAAGUUUGAUUGUCGACUAUAAAUGGUCUGAGGAUCUGGAAAUUGCCAAGCAGCAUAAUCUUGUUCCUAUGAAGAGAACUGUCGAUGGCAAGGAGUCUAUGGGCUUUUGGCUGUUGGAGCAGGACUUCGUAUUAGUCAAGAAAAGUACUCCUCCUCCUCGCAAGGUCAGGGAUGAUUAG